GGUUCUUAGAAGUGGUGAUGCAAGGAGUUUCUAGGAAAGCCCGGAGACCAGGUUUGAAAGAAACUUUUGGACUGUGAAUUGAGGCAUUGGACUCAAGAUGGCCUCGCCAGCAGACAGCUGCAUCCAGUUCACCCGCCAUGCGAGUGACGUCCUCCUCAAUCUCAACCGCCUUAGAAGCCGGGAUAUCCUGACUGAUGUUGUCAUAAUUGUCAACCGUGAGCAGUUCAGAGCCCACAAAACAGUCCUCAUGGCCUGCAGUGGCCUCUUCUACAGCAUCUUCACUGACCAGCUCAAGUGCAACUUGAAUGUCAUUAACCUAGACCCUGAGAUUAACCCUGAAGGGUUUUGCAUCCUCUUGGAUUUCAUGUAUACGUCACGCCUCAACUUGAGGGAGAACAAUAUCAUGGCUGUGAUGGCCACAGCACUGUACCUGCAGAUGGAGCAUGUGGUUGAUACCUGCCGAAGGUUUGUCAAGUCCAGCGAAGCAGAGAUGGUGUCUGCUGUGAAGACCCCAAGAGAAGAGUUUUUGGCUGGGCGGAUGCUGAGCCACCCAGAAGUGAUGGCUUACCGGGGCAGAGACGUCUCGGAGAACGGCAUGCCUCUCCAGAACGGCUCCCUCUGCAACGGGAGGGCCUUUGCACCUGGCUUGAUCAAUACUUUGUCUGGAUCUCCCAUUUCCUACCACGGAUACAGCCCUCUCCCUCUAAAUAGCUUCCUUGUGGAUGAUGAGUUGCGGGAGAUGAGGAUGCCUCUCUCUGAACUCUCAAGGGUAGGUGCCUUCCCCAAGGAGAGGAUCUUGCCAUGUGACAGCUCCAGGACAAUCCCCACAGAGUACAUGAGAACCAUUACCGACAUCUCUGCCAACAUGUGCCAUGCUACCAUCUAUGCUCCAAAAGAAGGUGCUGCUGAAGACGCCAGGAGUGACAUGCACUACAGUGUAGCCUCUGGCCCCAAACCUGUUGUCCCUUCAAUCCGGAACAAUUCCUAUUUCUCUUGUGACAAAGUGGCCAAAGAGGAGGAGCGGACCUCUUCAGAGGAUGAGAUCAGUCAGCACUUUGAGCCCACCAACACCCCACUGGACCGCAAGGGACUCAUCAGCCCCCAAAGCCCCCAGAAGUCAGACUGUCAGCCCAACUCGCCAACCGAGUCCAGCAGCAGCAAGAAUGCCCGUAUCGGUCAGAAUUCCAGCUCCCUCUUCACCAAGAGUCCCACAGACCCCAAAGCCUGCAACUGGAAGAAGUACAAGUUCAUUGUCCUCAACUCUCUGAAUCAGAACACCAAGCAAGACAAUGCUGACCAGAACGAGAUGGAAACUCUCUCUCCUCGCACGUACAUGCCCAUGUCUACUUGCCAGCAGUCUAUGGAGCCGGAGCAUCUCAACGUGCAAUCCCCCACCAAGAUGAGUGUGAAUGGAGAAGAUUCUACUAUCCCACAAGCAAGCAGACUCAACAAUAUUGUUAACAGGUCCCGGGAUGGGUCCCCUCGGAGCAGUGAAGGGCAGUCCCCACUGUACAUGCAUUCAUCGAAGUGCAGCUCCUGUGGCUGCCAGUCCCCACAACAUGCUGAGAUGUGCCUUCAUACCCCUGGCUCAAACUUUGGAGAGGAGAUGGGGGAAACCCAAUCUGAGUACUCUGACUCCAGCUGUGAGAACGGAGCCUUCUUCUGUAACGAGUGUGACUGCCGGUUCUCUGAGGAGGCCUCUCUCAAGAGACACUCUCUGCAAGUCCACAGUGACAAGCCCUACAAGUGUGACCGCUGCCAAGCCUCCUUCCGCUACAAAGGAAACCUUGCCAGCCACAAAACCGUCCACACAGGGGAAAAGCCGUACCGCUGCAACAUCUGCGGGGCGCAGUUCAACCGGCCGGCCAACCUGAAGACACACACGCGCAUCCACUCCGGAGAGAAGCCCUACAAGUGCGAGACCUGCGGCGCCAGAUUUGUCCAGGUGGCACACCUCCGUGCCCACGUGCUCAUUCACACGGGGGAGAAGCCCUACCCCUGCGAGAUCUGCGGCACGCGCUUCCGGCACCUCCAGACCCUCAAAAGCCACCUGCGAAUCCACACGGGAGAGAAACCUUAUCAUUGUGAGAAGUGCAAUCUGCAUUUUCGCCACAAAAGCCAGCUGCGGCUUCACCUGCGGCAGAAGCACGGAGCCAUCACCAACACCAAGGUGCAGUACCGCAUCUCCGCCAGCGAGGUGCCUCCGGAGCUCCCCAAGGCCUGCUGAAGGCAGAUUUCCCAGGAGGAGGUCGUCUUAGAAGGGGGAGUGAGGGGAGAAGAAGCUGUCCAAAGGAUACUUGCAACACUUUAAAAGAAAAAGGAACAAAUAUAUAUAUAUAUAUAUAUAAAAGAAAAGAAAAAUCAUCACAUGAUGGAGUGCCUCUAAACCCAUAGUGUAGAUAGGUGGAACAACCAUUAGACAUUAAAAGAGAGUAACAAAUAGACACGGGUUUUAUUUUUCCCAGUUAUGUGAAAGGAAAAGGAAAAACAAACCAUAAAAAAACAAAAACCUCUUCAGAUCUUACUCUGUGUAUAUAGAAAACCAGAAAAGAAACCCAGAAACAGUCCUUUUAAAUGUCUGUGCAGUGGAGUGUUGAUCAACUCUGGAGUCUGACCUUCACAGCCUUUGCAGUUUGAAGAUGAGGAAUGUAAUGUUGAUUUAUUUGGGUUUUGUUUUUUAAUGGGAACAGAUCUAUUAUUUUUUUUUUUUGGUUUCUUGUGGUUUUGUUUGGUUUGGUUGGGUUUGUUUUUUUCUUUUGUAUGCAAAAAGUUGUUUUAAAGAGAAAAGUUAUGCUAUUAAAAGAGAGGGCUUUAACUUUUUUAACCAAAGGUGAAGGAAUCUAUGGCAGAGUUGUAAAUAUAUAUAGAUAUAAAUAUAUAAAUAUAUAUAUAUAAAAUAAAUAUAUAUAGACCUUUAAAACAAAAAAAAACCCAACAAAACAAAAACAAACAAAAAACUAUAUUAAAAAAAAUAUAUAUAUAUAAAAAAAUGCAUUAAAGGCUCAGUUGGACUCUGCAGGCAGAAGCCACUCUGAGAAUCUUUAUUAUGAUAGAGCACUUAAGGAGAUAUUUUAAAUAUUGCAUCUGUACAAGCAAGAAAAUAUUUUGUCUAAAAUGCAUCAGUGUAUUUGUAUUUUUUUGCAAGUGAAGGUUUACAAUUUACCAAAAAAAAAAAAAAAGAAACAAACAAAAAAAAAAGAAAGAAAGAAAGAAAAAGAAAAAUGUGUAUUAAACCAACAAAAGCUGCAGAAGGAAUUUAAAAUAAUAAUAAUAAUAAUAAUAAAGUGUAAUUUUUUUUUUUUUUUAGUUUGGGUUUUGUUUUUGGUUUUUUUUUUUUGGUUGUUGCUGUUGUUGUUUUGGGGGGGGGGGUGUUGUUUUCUGUCCUAGUUCUCAGUCUGUAUAUAUGUACAAUGUGGUUUCUCACGGUGCCUUUCUUUACCAUGGAAGUUGUUCAAUGUGUGGACUACACUGAGCUCAGUUUCUUCAAGGUACAGCCUGAUGUUGCAAAAGGAAUUUUGGUGGAACUCCUCUGUUUGAGAACGUUCUAUUAUUAUUAUUUUUAUUUUGAGGUUUGUGUUUUGUUUGUUUUGGUUUUGUGUUUUUUUUUUUUUCCUUUUGGGUUUUGGAUUGUUUUGUUUUGGUGUUUUGUUUUAUUUUUGGUCUUAUUUUACAUGCUUGUUUUAUAAACAACCUCGGGAGACAGGGUUUGGGCUGUGUCUAAACUGCAUUAAUGCGUUCUGUAAAAUAUAGCUGUACAAAUAAAAGAAUAAAAUGAAGAAAAAUCAA
Pogoniulus pusillus (Red-fronted tinkerbird) is the source of this 3786-nucleotide messenger RNA. RefSeq names its product BCL6 transcription repressor (gene BCL6). The record is from RefSeq and is a predicted model, not a curated record. The coding region runs from base 98 to 2227 and encodes 709 amino acids. The transcript is spliced from 10 exons. Gene Ontology annotation, molecular function: protein binding; DNA-binding transcription factor activity, RNA polymerase II-specific. Gene Ontology annotation, biological process: regulation of transcription by RNA polymerase II. NCBI's taxonomy places the organism in Eukaryota, Metazoa, Chordata, Aves, Piciformes, Lybiidae. Gene Ontology annotation, cellular component: nucleus.